AAGUAUUUUUUUUUCGUUACAAAAAUAUUGCUCGAUCAUUCGAUUCAAAAAAUGGUAAACAGUACAUCGACUAUUUGUGAACAAUUAUUCUGUGAUUCUGUUAUUGAUAAUGAUGAACAAAAAUUUGUUGAAAAAACAAUGACAAUGAAUUUUGAUAAUAAACAACAAGAACAGCAACAAGAAUCUGACAAUGAUAAUGUAUAUCGACGACAAAUCGUUUGGCGUAAUGUAAUUGCAAUGACAAUAUUACAUUUAAUGGCUAUUUAUUCAUACAUUUAUUUUGGUCUUGAUCGUCGUAUCACUUGGUAUGUUUUAUUCUGGCCAGAUAUUCUUGCACGAAUUUCAGCAUUAGGUGUAUUAGCCGGUAGUCAUCGGUUAUGGUCACAUAGAUCAUAUCGUGCACGAUUACCAUUACGAAUAUUUUUAAUGAUUCUACAAACAAUGGCAUUACAGAAUGAUAUCUAUGAUUGGUGUCGUGAUCAUCGUCUUCAUCAUAAACAUAGUGAUACUAAUGCUGAUCCAUAUAAUGCACGUCGUGGUUUUUUUUUCUCACAUAUGGGCUGGCUAAUGGUACGUAAACAUCCAGAUGUUAUCCGUAAAGGAAAAACAAUCGAUUUAACUGAUGUUUGGGCUGAUCCAGUUGUUCGUUUUCAACGACGUUUCUACAUUCCAUUGGUAUUAUUAAUAUGGGGUAUAUUACCAACAUAUUUCUGUCAUUAUGUAACCGGAUAUACGAUGGUUGAUUGUUUUUUGGGCGCCGUUAUUGUUCGUUAUGUUCUAUCAUUACAUUAUGCAUGGCUUGUGAAUUCGGCUGCACAUCUUUAUGGUUAUAAAAUGUAUGAUCAAUCAAUGGAACCAAGAGAAAAUCGUAUGGUCGUGUAUGCCAGUAUGGGUGAAGGUUAUCAUAAUUAUCAUCAUACAUUUCCAUGGGAUUAUUCAGCAAGUGAACAUGGUUGGUCUGAAUGUUUCAAUAUAACCACUGCAUUCAUCGAUCUAUGUGUAUGGCUAGGAUUGGCUUAUGGUCGUAAAAAAGCUAAUGAAAAAAUCAUACAAAAACGUAUCGAACGUACUGGUAAUCGUGAUUAUUAUCGAAAAUAUUAUGGUCCAGGAACAUUGGCUGAUUAUUCAUUAGGAAUAUUAUCAUCAUAUGGUUUUCUAUUCAUCACUUGGACAUUACGUUAUCUUAUCAAUGGACAGUUGUAAUUUUUUUUUCUUAUUUUAAAAUUUCAUCAAAACUUAUAUAUGUGGUAUAUAUUUAAAAGACGAAAAAAAGAAAAAAAAAUCUUUUCCAUGUAUAUGAAAAUGGAAAACUUUUAAAAAACUUAAUCAACCAUUGAAUCUGAAUCGAUCAAUAAAAAUAAAAUUGUAUUGGCUAA
Messenger RNA from Dermatophagoides farinae (American house dust mite), 1376 nucleotides. The record is from RefSeq and is a predicted model, not a curated record. Lineage: Eukaryota; Metazoa; Arthropoda; Arachnida; Sarcoptiformes; Pyroglyphidae.